GCCUAUUUUAGUAGAUGACGGACUGACAAGGUUAAAACCUUUUAUAGAAAACUACUUCUUUAUUUUGCUGUAAUAGCCACGUUUCGGUACAGACCCUUAAAUGUCGCUGUUGCACAACAUAAAGACGUCCUUAUCCACAAAAUAUGUCAACUUUGUAAGAAAAAUAUCGCCAUAAUCAGUCACGUGGAAAACCAACAAAAGGUAUAAAGGGGGAUCAUUUCGAUAUCCUUGCAUCCCGCACUUCUCCCGCAACUGUGUCUGAUCUGAUCUGUAGCGAAAUUGUAAGUACAGUUUUAACAUGUUCAACCAUUAGUAUAUCUUCGUAAACCAUUAGUAAAUCUUAGUAGAGCAUGAGCAAAUCUUAGUAAAGCAUUAGUCAGUCUUGCAUUUUUUUACGCUAACCAUACGCACUGACAGUGUUGUCAGUUGAACAGGACAUGCUUAGCCGAACACGUGCUGCCCUCACUGUUAGUAGGCGAUGAUUAGAGAGCGAAUGAGUGAGUUAGGUUUAACGCGUGUCUUGGUGUGGGAGGAAAGUGAUGCAGCUCUCAGAUGUUUAGCAUUUGGUGAAACUGAAGAGCACGGGUAUGGUGCUGACAAAAACCUAGAAACAUAAUCGGGGCGAACUGGUAUUCGAAACCACAAUCAUAGGUUUAUGUUAUGCCCACGGGACUUCGCUCAGUACAGCGAAUUGCGAAUUAUCCAUAAGCCAAUCUUGUCUGUAUUGACAGUAGGCAUCCUCCGUGGUCUAGUGGAUGGAGCGUCCGGUGGGAGAUCGGAAGCUAUUUGAACAGCAGACAUGAAGUUCGCCGUAUUUCUCCUUGUCUUGGCAUGUGUUUGCGCUGUCGCCCUAAGCGCUCCUCGUAAAAGAAGGUGCAGACGCAAAGGUGAGAACGGCAACGGCAAUGGCAACGGUGAGAACGGCAACGGCAAUGGCAACGGUGAGAACGGCAAUGGCAAUGGCAACGGUGAGAACGGCAAUGGCAACGGUGAGAACGGCAAUGGAGAAUGUGACGAAGGGAACAAUGAUGACAAAUAUGACGACUCGAACGACAGCGGUAACGGCAAUGGCAACGGUGAAGCAGUUUCCCAGCGAGCGUAAUCAUGAAUUAAUGUCCUGCAAUCUUGAAUAAAUACUUUUCCCUAUCUUUCAA
Haliotis rufescens (red abalone) is the source of this 1154-nucleotide messenger RNA. Its product is annotated as aspartate and glycine-rich protein-like. Lineage: Eukaryota; Metazoa; Mollusca; Gastropoda; Lepetellida; Haliotidae. The transcript has 3 exons. The record is from RefSeq and is a predicted model, not a curated record. Bases 800 to 1102 code for a protein of 100 amino acids.